Molecule: messenger RNA, 2475 nt
Organism: Guillardia theta CCMP2712
Lineage: Eukaryota; Cryptophyceae; Pyrenomonadales; Geminigeraceae
Exons: 8
Coding region: 1-2475 (824 amino acids)
Source: RefSeq, a predicted model, not a curated record
AUGGCCUGCGUACAAAGGAUGGAGUCAUUCAUCGAGGAGUACGGGAUCGAGAUCGACGACGAGUCGCGCACGGUCGGAGACGAGCCCAUCAAGUUCAAGAACGUCUUCGGCUCCAUGGGAAGGAGCAAACUCCGCAGGACUGUCGAGCUCCAGGAGAACGAGCGAUGGGUGGGAAAGUGGUCGCCUCCUCUCAGAACAGGAAUUGACCCAAGUCACUUUUGCUACUGGGACCAGGCCAACGCUCCUGACAUAAAGGGCAUGUACAACGAGACGCUGAUUAGCAAGAUGAACAAACUGGACGACUUUGUACUCCCAGAUGGAUGGAUUAUGGAGACGCCGGACAACAAGUGUUUCGUGCGCAGGAAGAAGUGGACUAGGCACAUGGUCAGCCUCCCCCCGGAGCAGGAUGACAAUCACGUCUACGAGCUCUUCGUGACGGCGGAGUGGAGGAGCAAAGCUUACCUGCGUUGCGAGCACAAGCUGCUCAACGCUGCCCUCGAGGACGUGCAGGCCAUCAUGAACCUCCAGUUCAUCUUCGAGUUCCGCAAGCUGAACGAGGAGGAGGACGCGGCCCCUCCGACCGCCAGGUUCCCCAACCUGCAGCGAGUGAGCAUGGGGCUGGUGAAGACGCCGGAGUUCGAUUGCAAGAUCAAGACGACAGGAGGAAACAUUCUUGCGAUCCCUGGCCUGGGGAAGGCGAUCAACAAGACCUUCCUCGGAUCCCUCGUUAUGAAUGUCUUCACACCUCCCAUGCUUCUGUGGGACGCGGACUCGUGGCGAGCAGACGCUCGGAGGAGGGAGAAGGCGCUUGCCAUGGGGACCGAGGCGCUGAGGAAGAAGAAGGGGUUUCUUGUUGUCAACGCCAUCGAAGCUUUCGUCGAGACCGGCUCCUCUGUCGCUCCAACAAUGAGCGUUGACGGAGGUGCAGGAGGGCACUGGAAGACGGGGAGGAAGGGGAAGUGGAGCCUGCAUCUGUUCAUGCCGUGCGAGGACGGCAAGAGAAACUCAAUGGCUGCCUGCAGCAGGUGGACAACACCCAUCAAGAUCUCGAGCAAGGCCCCGUCGUCCUACUGGAACGAAAGGUCGACCUUCGUGAGGGACAGCGGGCCCUGCGAGCUCCAGGUGGAGGUCUGGAACAGCACGGGCGAGUCGGCGAAGGAGGAGCUUCAGGACAAGUGGGAAAGGAUCGUCACGAUGCGCUACUCGGCAGCUGGGGAGGAGGAGGAAGGGGAGGAGGAGAGCCAGGGCAGGAGCUCCCUUGCUACCUACAACCUCACCAGCAAAGACUCCAACCUCGUCGUUCAUCUCACCUUGCAGCACCUGCGCAUGCGCGUCCAGCCCCUCCCCGGCAUCCGGGUCGGCACCCCCCUCCCCUCCUCGCCCUUCUUCCGGCAGUCAGGAGGCUGCAUCCUCGUCGCGCCCCUGUCCUUCCACCGGAUCCCCACGUGGGGCAAGAGCGCGCCAGAGCAAGUCAAGAUGCGGGUGGCGCUGUGCGUGAGGGAGAACUCAUCGGAGACGCUAGAGGAGAGGACGAGCAGCAUGGUCAAGAAGAACUCCUCGAGCAGCGGGAGCAACGUGGAGGGGAGCUUCUUCAACCCCACAUGGACCACGGGAGAGGUGAUGGCCUUCUCGCACCUGACAUACCCGUGCAGUCAGUUGCGGCUGAGAGUUGAGAUGCUCGGGUUCGAUUCCAGCGAGGAGCUAGUCUCCUCCUCCCAGAUCUUCCUGUCUCUGAGCCACCUAGUCGCCGUCAACCAGCAGCUGCAGGCCCCGGCCCCCUCUCCCGGGGGGGAUGCGAAGGAGGAAGGAAACAGGGAAGAGGACGCAUUCCUCUUCUGCUCGGCCGCCGAGUCCAUCGAGUUCCCGAUGCAUGUGGACGCGAGGCUCAAGGACUGGCAACGCCAGCUCGUCUCUCUCCUCGUCACCUACCAGCCCAUGGCGAGCCUCUCCAGCUCCUUCUGCAUCCGCCUGCUGAGACUGGAGCUGGGCAACAGCAGGAGGGACUCGGACUCGGACUGGCAGCUGACCAUCGCCUUCGGCCCGGAGGCAAACCUGUGGAGGAGCAAGAGCAAGUCGCGCAGGUUCAGGACGUGGACUUCUGGCAACCCCAUCCUCCACCAGGACAAGGCAAUGUGGAUCGGAGCCAGGUUCGUCUCCUUCGACCUUGCUGGGGAGGUCUCGGGCAAGGACUCAGCUGCCUUCACCUCCGACGAGUGGAUAGUGUUCUCCCUCUCGCACCGAGGCAAGCCUGUCGCUGACCGCCUCCUCAAGUUUGCCGAGUUCGUCGCCGUGUGUUGCGGUGCCGGAGGCCAUGGCUCGGCCUCCUCCUCCCUGCCGUCCGCGUCCUUGCUCUGCUCCAGCCUCUCCAAUCCCAUCCUCGUCACUCUCGAGCUCCCUCACUCGUCCAACGACCUGGACGGGCCCAUUCGGAUAGUCUUCGAGGCGAUCUUCUCCUUCGGCGGCGGCUCUUACUAG